GAAUUUUUUUGUAAGUGAUGGGUGAAUAAAAGGUGGACUUUAAGAGAUGUUUUGUGCAUGUGAAAAAGGCCAUAUUACUAUUAGGACCAUCAAAAAUGAUGGCCUUCAGCUCAGUCUCUCCCCCAACCUCCUCCCCCUUAUUUUACUACCCCCAUAUUUUGCCUUCUUCACACAGCAUGUAUUAAAUAGUUAUAUGGAAGGGGAUGGCCAGAGAAGGAAUUUUAGUCUCAUGAAAAGUGGUGGUGGCGUUGAUGAUGGCCAACCCAUGAGAAAUAAAACUGUGGAGAAAGUGAAGGUCAAAGCAACAUAAAAAUAAGAACGAGUUUUGGAAGAGUAAUUUCGGCCAAAAGAAAAAAUUUUUUAAAGUCCUGCGCAUCUCUGACCAUUAAUAAUAAAAUAAAAAUAAAAAUUUUUAUAAGGGAAAAGAGAGAAUUGUUGCUUCCAUUUUUCAGCUCCCGCCGCGAAUCACCAGCCACAUUGCUAAUGCCUGGUCAGGCCAUCACUCAUGGAAAGGGCCGUAGAGGGCAAAGAGGAAGUAGUAGUAGAAAAGGGGAGUAUUUGAUGGAAUUGUAGGGGGAAGAGGGAAUGACAGUCACAAACGCGCAUCAAGGCCAAAAGAAGCAUUUUAGGGUUGUUUUUGUUGUA
This is a messenger RNA of Meloidogyne enterolobii, 645 nucleotides long. Lineage: Eukaryota; Metazoa; Nematoda; Chromadorea; Rhabditida; Meloidogynidae. The record is from the annotation of a GenBank genome assembly.